AUGGAACAGCCGACAUUCACAGCACAUGUUUUGGAUACAACUAGAGGUGUUCCUGCAGAAAAUAUUUCGGUUUCGGUUUUCAAACUUAGUACUAGUUCGGGUACUCUUACACAAGAGCAACUUGCUACUGCAAUUACAAACUCCAACGGCCGUGUUGGUCAAUGGAACGUACCCUUGAAAGAAGUCGAAUCUGGGGUUUACAAGUUUCGGUUUGAUACGGGUCCUUACUAUGACGCUAUGUCGGUUGAAACCUUUUAUCCGUAUGUCGAAUUAACUGUUCAAAUAAAGAAGGGCCAGCAUUACCACAUUCCUCUCCUUCUAUCUCCUUUCGGAUUCACUACCUAUCGCGGCUCCUAA
Schizosaccharomyces cryophilus OY26 is the source of this 357-nucleotide messenger RNA. RefSeq names its product transthyretin. Gene Ontology annotation, molecular function: hydroxyisourate hydrolase activity. The coding region runs from base 1 to 357 and encodes 118 amino acids. Lineage: Eukaryota; Fungi; Ascomycota; Schizosaccharomycetes; Schizosaccharomycetales; Schizosaccharomycetaceae. The transcript has a single exon. Gene Ontology annotation, biological process: purine nucleobase metabolic process. The record is from RefSeq and is a predicted model, not a curated record.